UAUUUCAUGAAUGAAUUCAUCUUAUCCCUGCAAGAACUUGAGAAAACAAGAAUUCCAAUACUUUCUGUCACUUCCAUUUUCUUUUUAAGUUUGUAACAAACUCAACUCUAGGUUCUUGAAGGAUGCCAAUGGAUGGACGGCUAUACGAAGCAGCUGAAAGUGGUGAUAUGAAGGUCUUGAGAGAAUACAAGGACCAGCUGAUCACCAGGCAGUUAACUCCAUAUAAGAACACGGUCCUUCAUAUUGCAGCUGGUCGCAAAUUCACCAAUUUCUCUCAGUUAAUUCCAUUUAAGAACACGUUCCUUCAUAAGGCAGCUGCUCAUUGCACUAAUUUCUCUUACGAAGACGCAGAGGACUUUCUUGCUAUAGUUAGUCAAGACCUGUUAUUCUGCUUGAACUCUAAUAGGGAUACUUGUAUUCAUGUGGCAGCCAGGGAAGGCAAUUUCAAUCUCAUCAAAGCCAUUAUUGGCUACAUGAAACCAAAUUCACCAGCUGAGCUCGAAGGUGGUAUUGAAUCAGUCCAUGAGCUCUUGCGGAUUUCCAACAGUGAAGGAAACACGGCCUUGCACGAAGCUGUGAUGCAUAGGCGUCACCGGGUUGUGAAAAUGUUGGUUAGAGAAGAUGCUGGCUUCACAUAUCCGCCCAACAAUGCUUCGAAAAGUCCACUAUUUCUGGCCUUGGAGAAAGAAGACGAAUAUUCUGCUAAAGUGAUCUUGAGAGACUCCAGGUCACCAUCUUAUGCAGGCCCUUACGGCACUACGGCGCUACAUGCAGCUGCAUUAAUCCGAUAUCGUCGAUAUGAUUGCUUGGAAAGGAUACUACCAGCAGGAUGCUUGGAAAGGAUACUACCAGCAGGAUGCUCGAAAAUGAUACUAACAAAGAACCCAAGUUUGAUAAAGCAAGUAGAUCAUGAGGGAUGGAGUCCUCUCCAUUUUGCGGCAUUCUUAGGGUCUUCACGGACAGUGAGGGUACUAUUAAAGAAAGAUAAACAGAUGGCAUAUGAAACCAUAAAAGAAGACAAUAAAGCACCCCUCCAUUUGGCAGCCCUUAAUAAUAGGUCACUUACCGUGAAAGAGAUUAUUAAGCAGUGUCCAGAUUCUAAUGAGGCGGUCACAAGCCAUGGCCAUAAUGCUCUUCGCCUUGCAUGGCUAAAUGGCAGUCUGAAUGUAGUAUGCUUUUAUCUUGGUUGUUUCCGUCUCAUACUGCAGUGUCACAACAACCUCCGUUAUGCUACCCAGUCGAGUGACCCAGGUGUUGUCAUACAUCACCCUUACUUGGAGCAAACAGAUCGACGGUGGCGGGGGAAAGAAGUAAAAAAUGAACUCGCGGAAGACAACGAUUCUUGGAAAGAAAGAAUAAACACACAUUUGGUAGUAGCUACACUCAUAAUGACAAUUGCUUUCGCUGCUGGAUUCACCAUUCCUGGUGGAUAUGAUGAUGACGACGGUCCAAAUAAAGGCACGGCAAUCUUAGCGAGGAAAGCAGCCUUCAAGGUGUUCGUGGUAGCUGAUACACUUGCCAUGAUAUGCUCUGCGUCUGCGAUAUUUCUGCACUUCACUGCAACCCUUAAGCAAGGGACUAUGGCGUAUACUCGUUACAUUUGGGCUGCAAGAGUCAUCCUAAUUGCUAUGCUAGCAACGGUGAUAGCAUUUACAACUGGCUUGUAUGCUGUGCUACCGUUCAAAGACCUAGCCAUAGUUGUCAGUGUCAUGUGCUCUGUGUCACUUUACUGUUUUAUGUUUGUAUUCGACUUGGAAUGGUACUUACAGAGUACCGGUCUGGAUUUUUAAUAUCCACAGAUACUCCCUGUUUGGAUGUAUGGUUUUGUAUGAAAUUAUGUUUGUUUUCAUUAUUCUUAAAAUUAUGUAGUAUGGUAUUGUAAAUCCGUGGUUCAUUCAUGAUUAUAUAACCAUGAAAAAUUCUAAUUUUUAUAACUACGAAUUUGGUGA
This is a messenger RNA of Lycium barbarum (goji berry), 1949 nucleotides long. RefSeq names its product ankyrin repeat-containing protein At5g02620-like. The record is from RefSeq and is a predicted model, not a curated record. The transcript is spliced from 3 exons. NCBI's taxonomy places the organism in Eukaryota, Viridiplantae, Streptophyta, Magnoliopsida, Solanales, Solanaceae. The coding region runs from base 123 to 1790 and encodes 555 amino acids. Gene Ontology annotation, molecular function: protein phosphatase 1 binding; protein phosphatase regulator activity. Gene Ontology annotation, cellular component: plasma membrane.